Marasmius oreades (fairy-ring Marasmius) is the source of this 630-nucleotide messenger RNA. RefSeq lists its product as uncharacterized. The record is from RefSeq and is a predicted model, not a curated record. Gene Ontology annotation, cellular component: plasma membrane. The coding region runs from base 1 to 630 and encodes 209 amino acids. Lineage: Eukaryota; Fungi; Basidiomycota; Agaricomycetes; Agaricales; Marasmiaceae. Gene Ontology annotation, biological process: potassium ion import across plasma membrane; intracellular potassium ion homeostasis. Gene Ontology annotation, molecular function: high-affinity potassium ion transmembrane transporter activity. The transcript has 7 exons.
AUGAUGUAUAUCAGCGUUUACCCAAUCGCCAUGAGUGUACGCUCUACCAACGUUUACGAGGAACAAUCGCUUGGCGUCUAUCCUGGUAGUCACCCUGAUGAUGAGGAAAGUUUUGACCAUGCUGCAGACACUAGCAGAGUCACAAUGUGGAGUCGUUAUCUGACGAUGCAUGCUCGGAGACAGCUUGCCUUUGAUAUGUGGUGGCUUUGCCUGGCGCUUUUCCUUAUCUGUAUCAUUGAGCGCCACGAGCUUGUAAACCCCGACUAUGCCAGCUGGUUCAAUAUAUUUAAUAUUAUCUUCGAGGUGGUUUCGGCUUAUGGUACUGUCGGCUUGACUUUGGGUAUCCCCACAGCAAAUUACUCUUUCUGCGGUUCGUUCCGUCCGCUCUCGAAACUCAUUGUCUGUCUUGUCAUGCUUCGUGGUCGCCACCGUGGCCUACCUGUCGCUAUCGAUAGAGCGGUCAUGCUCCCCCAAGAGUUCGAGAAACACGACGAAGUCUUGAGCGAUGACGCUGCCAGCCAGUUCUACGCUCGAAGUACCUCCAGAUAUCAUCAUCUCUCGGGGGGUUAUAUGAGACGGGAACCCAGCAUCGUUGAAGAGUACCGAGACGAUGCACGAUCGGAAGAAUAG